AUGCGGCAGCUUGAUUCAAUUAAUCCGAAGAUUACAGCCUGUCUUGCCGAAGUAAACCUCGAGAAAUGGUCAAGAUUUCACAUGCCAACUAACCGGUAUUAUAUAAUGACUUCGAAUAUAGUAGAAUCUGUGAAUGGAGUGACAAAAACUGCGAAGAACUUCCCUGUUGUGGCUCUAUUGGAUUCUUUGAGACAGACUAUACAAUCUUGGUUCUGUAAACAUAGGGACAGCGUGUCCGGUACUUUCACAAAGCUGUCAGGGAAUUACGAGAAAAUUUUAAGGGAUAUGAGUUAUGAUUUGAGAAACUUCACGAUAAUGUUUGUAUCUCCUACAAAUCAAACUAUUUUUUCUAUUUGUGGUGAUAGCUCAUCAUUUAUUGUUGAUAUGGAACAACGUACGUGCACAUGCUGGACAUUUCAAGUGGAACAAUUACCCUGCCCGCACACCCUGGCCGUUAUUGCAAUGAUGAAGAUGGAUGCAUAUGAUUAUUGUUCAUACUUCUACACGAGGGAUGCAUACCUCAAUGCUUAUAAACACACAAUGUUUCCAAUUGGAAACAUCAAUAAGUGGACAGUACUAGAUGAAGUUGUAAAUGUAGUUGUGCUGCCACCAAACUAG
This is a messenger RNA of Olea europaea var. sylvestris, 618 nucleotides long. RefSeq lists its product as uncharacterized. Lineage: Eukaryota; Viridiplantae; Streptophyta; Magnoliopsida; Lamiales; Oleaceae. The record is from RefSeq and is a predicted model, not a curated record. The coding region runs from base 1 to 618 and encodes 205 amino acids. Gene Ontology annotation, molecular function: zinc ion binding. The transcript is spliced from 3 exons.